UCUUUAUUUUCCUCCUUGCUUCCUUUCACCUCGCUGUCUGACCGUACUCUUUGCCCCCUUCACUAUUCCUCUCCCGCUUCAUUCCCCCCUUCCCACGGACUGCUUUGUUUUCAUUGCAUCGUCUCCCCCCGGGGCCGCCCCCACCACCCCCCAACACUCGCUCUGGAAUUCGCCCUGGAAUAUUUCUACCUUCCCACCAUACUUUUGGCUGCGUUGUUUGGGUACUUCUCUAAGGUGACGAUUUUGCACCAGUAAUGGAGAUGUUUAGCAGGACGAUUGAAUCGCUGCAUGUAAAAAAAUAUUGACUUGAGUUACGAAGAAGUAGCAGCUAUGGCAACAGCCGAUCUGUUGGUGGAUUUACAGGAUGAUCUGGUGUCCGAUGAUGCUUCCAAUGCACUUGGACAGCUCAAACUUUCUCCGAUGGAUGAUAAGUCCUGGCCAUUGGAAAAUGAGGAUGAUGAAGAUUUAAAGUCAGAUAAAGUGUGCACACCCGAGGAUGUAGAACCUCCUCCAAAUUUGAAGUGGGAUGAUCCAUUUUAUGAUAUUGCAAGACGUCAAAUUGUGGAGGUAGCAGGAGAUGAUAACUAUGGUAGGAAGGUGAUUGUGUUCAAUGCUUGUCGGAUGCCUCCCAUUCACCAGUUGGAUCACACAAAACUGCUUCAAUACCUGAAGCACACACUUGAUAAGUAUGUUGAGAGUGACUACUCAGUUGUGUACUUUCAUUAUGGACUCACCAGUCAGAACAAACCUUCAUUCGCCUGGUUGCUGGAAGCCUACAGGGAGUUUGACAGGAAGUACAAGAAGAACAUAAAAGCUCUUUACAUUGUCCACCCCACCAGGUUCAUCAAGGCACUCCUUGUUGUCUUCAAACCCAUAAUCAGCAUGAAGUUUGGCAGGAAAAUCUUGUACAUGAAUCACUUGGGCGAACUUGAACAGUUCUUGAAAUGUGAUCGAAUGGUGAUCCCAGCAUGUGUGAAGAAAUUUGAUGAGACGAUCCGUGCAGCGCAGAAGCCUGCCCCGUCAGUGCAAAAAAAGCAGCUGCCUCACCAACAGUUUGGUGUUGAUCUUUCAAGGCUCAGAGCAAAUGAUCCUGAAAAGAGGGCUAUUCCAUUGGUCGUGGAGGAGACAGUCAAUUAUAUCAAAAAGCAUGGUCUAAACAAAGAAGGAAUAUUCCGCAGAUCGGCUAACAUAUCCUUGGUGAGAGAAGUACUGGAUAAAUACAACAAUGGUAUUCCUGUGGAUUUUACAGUCUACGGUGAUGUGCACUUGGUGGCCGUUAUACUGAAGACCUUUCUUCGUGAAUUACCUGAACCUCUACUGACUUAUGACUUGUAUGACCAAGUGGUUUCAUUUGGGAAAGUGCCAGUAAUGAAUCAAGCAGAAACUGUGGCAAUGAUGAUUCGGACUCUGCCUGAGGUUAACUGUGUGGUGCUGCAAUACUUGCUGGGCCUCCUGCGAUUGGUUGCUGACAACAGUGAACAGAAUAAAAUGACGCCAUCCAACCUGGCUCUGGUUUUUGGGCCAACACUCAUGUGGGCAAAGGAUGCUGCAAUGUCACUUAGUGCCAUCAACCCUAUUAAUUACUUUACUCAGUCACUUUUGGAAAAUUACAGUCGGAUAUUUUCAGCCAGUUCUGACGAAACUGUAAUGUCCUAAACCACAAUGAAAUCAGGUUUUCUCCUUUUCAUAUGUUUUUGACAAUGUACCUGUGUGCUGCACCACGCAGCAGAAAAAUUAAAGUCAGGGUUGGGGAUUGUGUGUCUUUAAUACUGCGUGUAGUGGAAUGUGUGUGCAGUAUAAAUCUCCAGAAACCUGGGGCUGGAUUCCCAGCUGUAUUCAUUCAGUUACAUACCUGAGAAUCGGUGUGUUGGGAAUGUAGCUGGAGUGACUGAUAUUUUUUCUUUCCAUCAUACCUCUGCCUGAGUUGUUAAACAUUUUUAUGUUUCUCUUUCCACCUCCUCUGUACUUUCUAAGCUUUAUAACAAAUUUUACAAUAUAUUGGGAAGUUUUUAAGUAAUUUCUAUUAUCGUAAUAUUUCAGUACUGACUACAUUGAGACAAAUUGAUCUGUGGGUAAUGUUCAUUCUGCACCAGUCCUUUGAAUUUUUAUGUUGUGCAAUGUUACUGUGUCACUUCAAUACUCUUGAUUUCUUUGUGUGAGCAAAAUAAUGUUUUCUGUAACUAUUUUAUUUUGGUGAGUGCCAUUUUGCUAUCUGAAGUGUCGGGGGUUGAAACAUUUUUGUAGCUUUUGCACACAUUUUGCCAGUCCACUCAAGGAGAGGACAAUCUUUUCCUGUAAUACAUUGCAGGUGUAACUUUGACUCAUCCAGAUAUGGGUCAGAAGAAAAUGUCGUCAAAAGAGUUUAUUGACCAGUACUGGGAUGUUGAUUUAACUUUGCGAUGUUUUAACUUCGGUGAUUUGCUCAAUCCAAAGAGAGAGCAUGCUUGUUGUCAUUCCAUCACAAUGGGAACUGACUUGGCCAGAGCGGAUGAGAUGAACUAUAGAGAGUUCAUGUUGUCAAAGUGCUUUCAUCCUCUUGGGACAUGUCUGAGUGUCAUUUGCUUUUGUCUGUGGUGUUAACUCUGCUCCAUCUACUGUCAGAUCUUUUUUUAAAAAAAUAAAUGGCUUGAAAUUUUCCUAAACUGGGACCCCAUUACAGUCGGCCCUCCUUAUCCACGAGUUCCGCAUGCGUGAAUUCAACCAACCGCGAAUCGAGAAAACCCGGAAGUGCUCUUCCAGCAUUUGUUGUUUGAACAUGUACAGACUUUUUUUUCUUGUCAUAUUUUCCUAAACAAUGCAGUAUAACAACUAUAUUACAUAGCAUUUACAUUGUAUUAGGUAUUAUAAGUAAUCGAGAGAUGAUUUAAAGUAUACGGGAGGAUGUGCGUAGGUUAUCGUGGAUCGGGAUCGAAAAAAAUGUAAGUUCUCUUAUAAGUAAGUUGGAACAGGUACAUCCAGUACUAUUUACCGUUAGUUAGUCAAAUGUUUGUCUUAGUAUAUAGUAUAUAUUUUACCUUUCUAUUCAUAUAAAACACUUAAGAAAUGUACAUUUCAGCGCCGGGCUUGGGAACGGAAAUUCCUGAGUUUGAUCCAGUGACAGACCGCUCACGAGCACGCUCUCCAUCCGUGCGGGGUUGAUGUGGAGGAUCAAAAACCCAAAACCUCAAAACCUAAUAAUUAAACCACUGCGUUGCUUAGUAAUAAUUGUAGCUUUCAUCGGAGCAGGGCUUUUCUCCACUUUAUCCUUAAAAAUUUUUCUGGUCGUUGACCGACUGUAGCCUAACGCUUUUCCAAUGACCAAUGGCGUUUCACCUCUUUCCAUUCGCUUUAUUAUUUCAACUUUAUUUUAAGUCGUGAUUAUUUUCGUGAACAGAAACACUGUGGAUUCAGAGCUCCGCCGCUGGGUCCUAAUGUCCACCACACUGAGACAGGUUAAAUAAGGUCCGGGGUUCCUCUGUGUCCUAAGGUCCACCGCAUUGAGACAGGUUGAAUAAGGGACUUGAGCAUCCGCGUAUUUUGGUGUCCGCGAGGGGUCCCGGAACCAAUCCCUCGUGGAUAAGGAGGACCGGCUGUAUUUCCAUUUGAUUGGCAUCCCACAGUAAAUUUAUAUAAUUUGCUCUAAAAUAAAGUUUAGAAUCUAUAUGUGCUUUUCUAUCAUCUGAUGCUAAGUGGCUAUUUACAUUCAGUGGCCACUUUCUUAGAUACCGGAGUGGAACCUGGUGUAGUUUUCUGCUGCUGUAGCCCAUCCACAUUAAGGUUCGACAAAUUGUGUCUUCAGAGAUUCUCUCCUGCACACCACUCUUGUAACACAUCGUUAUUUGAGUUGCUGUCACUUUCAGCUUGAACAAGUCUGGCUAUUCUCUUCUGACCUCUCAUUAACAAGUUGUCUUGGCCCACAGAUUUGCUGUUCAUAGAAAACCUACAGCACAAUACAGGCCCUUCAGCCCCCAAAGCUGUGCCGAACAUGCCCUUACCUUAGAAAUUACCUAGGGUUAACCAUAGUCCGCUAUUUUUCUAAGCUCUAUGUACCUGUUGAAGAGUCUCUUAAAAGACCCUAUGUAUCCGCCUCCUUCACUGGAUGUUAUUUUGUUUUUCACACCAUUCUCUGUAAACUUUAGAGACUGUUGUGCAUGAAAAUCGCUGGAGAGCAGUAGUUUCUGAGAUAUUCAGACCACCCCAUCUGGCACCAUUGCACAGUCAAAGUCACUUUGAUCAUAUUUCUUCCUCAUCCUGAUGCUUGCUCUGAACAACGGCUGAACCUCUUGACCAUGUUUACUUGCCUUUAUGCAUUGAAUUUCUGCCACAUGAUUGAUUAGAUAUUUGCAUUAACAAACAGGUGUUUAAUAAAGUGGCCACUGUGUGUAUGUUCUCAUGGUUUGUAGGAUGUAACACUGUACUUCCUCAAGGAUACAGUACUAUAGAAGUGAAAAUACCUAGGAAUACAUGUUCUCACAAUAAUGUCUUUGGUGUUUUUGUUGAAAAAGAAAUGAACCAUAAUUGCCUUUAAUGGUUCAUUGAUAGUGAGUUUAUCUUUUUUAAAUAUUGUGUACUUUGUUGCCAUUUAUUUCUGGUCCAGUUAGUAAAUUGUGUUCCUUAAUUCAAAUUCUUCCAAGGUAUUCAACUCAGCAUUUCUCAAAUAUAAUGUGUAUUGGCUGCUGUUGAAGCUUUAACUUAGUAACAAUUGGUCUCUUUAUGCAAUAUAGCAUAUCAGUUUUUGUAGAGGAAGUCACAUCUUUUUGUUUAUAUCUUUGUAAACCAUGAAGGGGAGAGAAGAGUGUCAUGUCAUAGCUUGGUGCAUUGUGAUCCUCAAGCAGACGAUAAAUAGACUAGACAAAUUUCAGAUUCUUGCACUUAGAAAAGAAUUAUUACAGCUAAUAGUCUUUAUUGCCUUAAUACACUCAAUGUCAUGUCACUAUAAUUUUUUUGAGUGGGCUUGGCAGAAGAAAUUUUAUCUUUUGUGGACUUUGUAUUAAUGUAUCAGUAACAGUGAGAUCUAGUGGCCUCUGUCCAGUUCCCUGUGACUUUUCCUGAGAAGUGUCGUCUUUGAUCAAUGCCUAGACACCUGGCAUGUGAACUUUUUCAUUGCUGGUUUGGAGAAUGAAUUGUGGCUGACUUUUGUAAUGAGUUGAUAUCACAGUCCUAAAUAUCUAAGCAUGUUUUUACCAGCAAAGGUUGAUGAGUAGUACUUAAAAGUGGGAAACUCAUAGCUUUCCCUCAGUCAGUUAUAAAGUGUAGAUAAAAUACUUAGUUGUAAGGCAAUCUAGGAGAUUUUUAAAAUAUUUUAUGUAGUUGCUAUUUCCUCACUAAUCCAUUCUGAUAGUUUUUAAAUGAACCACUUUGUGUAAUCAAACCCUCUUUAGGAAACAUUCUUCUGAGUGUAUACAUCCUGAGGCCUCCAAUGAUAGGGUUUUAAGUUCUACAUCAUCUUCAAAUGUUACCAUUUUUCACACAUUCUAUAAUCAGUUACUCCAUGAGGGAACUAUUAAAAGGAAAUUGAGUAUUUAUCAGCCACACUACAUUAGCUGAUAAAUUGGAAAUGAAGCAAGAAAUAAAUUUACAAGGAAACUAGAGAAAACAGAAACCAACUGCAUCAUGAUUGACAGGUGAAUUUGAUAAUUAUCAAAUCAUCUUCAUUCUAUUAUUGUACUGUGUGCAGUCAAGGUAAAAGAAGUUGCCCUCCAAUAUUUUAGUAGAAGUGAUCUUUAUUUUUGUUUUGUGUGAUUAUUGAGUUUGUGGAAUAAGGUACCACUAUUGCAGAAGCUUGCAUUAUUCUCAGAGCAGGGGGUUAGUAGUGGUCUCAAGUUUUUUCACAAUUAGAAAAGUGCUUGAUUGUUGCUGGUUAUUUAAUUACCCUCAAAAAGUUAUAUCACUUUGACCUGACUCAGUCAUAUCAAUUGCCAGUCAAUAGAGACUUCUUGUUUGAACCUUUGCCAUGUAUAAGACAAUCUUCUUUCAAACCAAUCCUAACAAUCAAUAUUCCAAUAAUGCAAAGGGAUACACAGGAAAUGGUUGGAAAAUGCCAUUGUGUUUUUUGUUUUAUGUCCUUGCCACCUUUCUGGGAAAAGAAAGCACUUCCAGUGCCAGUUAGCCCUUUGACAUAAAUUGCUUAAUAUUUCCUGAUGCCAUUCUCUACCUUGAUAAAACAGUAACUUGAUCAAGCUGAAGCCUGUAUUUUGGUUCAUUCUGCUCUGGAACAUGUUCAAAGUAAAUUUAUUAUCGAAGUAUGUCACCAUUUACACCUCUGAGAUUCAUUUUCUUACAAGAGUUCACAGUACAUACAAGAAACAUAAUAGUCAAUAGAUGUCUGCACCCAACAGGAUGAUAAACAACCAAUGUGCAAAAGACAUCAAACUGCAAAUAUUUUUAAAAAAGAAAAAUAAUAAUAAAUAAGCAAUAAAUAUUGACAACAAGUCCUUGAAAGUGAGUCCAUAUAUUGUGAGAACAGUUCAGUGAUGGGAUGAAUGAAACUGAAUUGAAGUUAUUCCUGAUGGUUCAGGGGUAAUAACUGUUCCUGAACCUGGUGGUGUGGAUCCUUGGGCUCCUGUACCUCCUUCCUAAUAGCAGUAAUGAGAAGAGAGCAUGUCUUGGAUGGAUACUGCUUUCCUGUGACAAUGCUCCAUGUGGAUGUGGUCAAUCUUUAAUUUUAUUACUACUUUCAAACACCAUUUUACUGCAAUUCUGUCUUUUCCCUUUUAAGAUGUAGUUGCAUCUUCAGACAUGAUAAAUUUUGUUGUGUAUUUCAUUGAGGGAUGGAUUAAUAAGAUCUUGCUGCAGGAAUAGAUCAUUAACUAUUCCCACAUUCUGUGAAAAAAGGUAUUUUGAUGAUGAAUCCUGCUUCCAUACAUAAUAUUUUGUUUUGUACUGCUUUUACAUGAGUGAGAAAUAUUUUAUUGUUCCUGUGCACCUCCUCUUCUGCCACCAAUGCUAGAAUCUAGUCAUUGCUUAUAGUUGAUGGUGGAUGUUAAUACGACAUUUUAGAAAUUAAUGAAAAAUUUAAAAGCCAAGUUCAUUUUGUACAUAACCAAAUCUGAUAAAAUAUCUACUUUUAUCAAUGUGGUUUAAAUAAUGGUCACACACUUCUUGGAGCUAUUUAAAUUUGUAGCCUGUUUUAUUUUCAGUGAUUUCUGGGUAUUACCCCCUUUGUCCCUUUAUGUGGCAGGAUCUCAUCAAAUGAGAAUGUGCUAGUUGUGAUCAGGUAUGGGUAUAAUUGUCUCAAAGACUGUAUUUGGGAUUUAAUGCACAGCAAUGACCAUCACAAGCAAACUAGAUAAAGCAUGCCUGUUGCUAGUUGCUAAAAAAAAAAUACUUCAGAUAGCUACUUGAGACAUUGAAGUAGUUUUCAUAAUCCUUGGUUGUGGAACAUUCUGAUUUAACUUUUUGAUUUGUUUUAUCAUAGCCCUUGGUGAGGAUCUCUUGGGUUGAUUGCCCAAGUGCCAACUCUGAACAGUGGCUGUGUUUCAUUUUUCCAUUGAUCUUGCUGUAAUAUGAAAACUCUAUGAGGUGUAGUGGGUUUCUGUCAUCUAAUCUUAGACUUUGGGACCGAGUUUUCUCUCUGUACCUAGGAGAAAGCAGAUACAGUGGUAAGUACUUGGGUACGGUACUUUAAUGCAGUCUUGUCCUGCAUCUGUAAUUUCUGAUUGACAAUAGCUGUCUUUUUCUAUUUUUUUUGAUUGUCCAAUUCCUGAGAUUCCUGAGUAACAUUGAUCAAAAUAGAAGAUCAUUGAUGGUGUGGAAUAGGUUUUCCUAUUUUGGUUUGUUUGUGUAGAUGAUCAAGGUUUUACAAAUACUAACCAAAGUUGCCAAUUGCGCCAAUGGUAUUCUUAAGAUAUCAUCUGGUAUCCUGUGGAAUGAUAUUUUGCCUUGCUCCUGUUCAUUUUCUACUUGAGCAGAUUUAAUCUGUUCUACAAACUCUAUCCUGUUUUUAGAUGUGCAGAAGCUGUGUCUGCUUGACUCCCUAGUGUCAGAGGUAUGGUUGUUACCUCAUUGUGAGGGGUAAGUUUGCACUGUGAAAAUUGGCUGCUGUGUUUUCUGUGUUGGAGGUAGCUAUCUGAUGUUUUGGGAAAACACUAAGUAAAAGCAGCUAGGAUCUUAAGUGACCUUAGUAUAACUGGUGUUAUGCAUUUGGAACUAGAACCCGAAGGAGAAAUAUGGAUGAUUCUUGAGCAAGAAAGCCAUUCCUCAUUUUUUUUUCACAGCCUAGUGUGGUGGUUACUCCUUCGGUUCCUAUUGGGCCUCUUUGAGCAACAUGAUUCUUUUAUAAAUUGAAAGUAGUUACCUGUGGCCAUUUGAAGAAACCUUUUCCAGGCAUAAACACCUAAUCCAUCUUCCUGCUGGCUGGUAGUUUCUAUAUAUCUUUUUAAAAAUUGAAUUUGUAUGUUAAUGUUUUUAAUGAAGUAUUUCUGGUGGGGGGGGGAGGUCCUGUAUCUUGAUAAAUAUAAGUCAAAGCACAAGUGUUUAUAAGUCCAAUUUUUUCACAAAGGUCAAGUGGCCCUCUAGUACCACUACUUUAAGCACUGUACAUCUUGCCUGAAUAAAUUGCCAUACUAGUGGUAUUAUGUUUCCAUUAGAGUAUAUAAGUUAGUAUUAAUCAAUAUGACUAAGUUAAUGGCUUAAAACAGAAAAAUGAGCACUGUUGACAUUUCCUUUUUCCAUUCACAUGGUACAUUGUGUCAUUGGUGCCCUGAGAAAAUUAACAUUCAUUAUCCCUGCCCCACUCUGUGGAUAAAAGCAAAGCAACAACCUUGUUUACCAGCAUAAUGUAAAGAUCCUGUUAGUAAAGUUGUUAUAGUUAAGUUUAGUACAUGGUUAAUCCUUUAUUGAAAUAUGUUCAUAGUGAUUACUGAUAUUUACUAUUAACUUCACUGCUUUGUGUUUGUGUAAUCUGGAUAUCUGUACAGCUGUCUUUUUUUAGGAUAGGUGGGAAGAGACACUGAUGAGAGACCUCAAUCAUAUGUAGUUUGUUUAUAAUGUAAGGGUCAAGCUGACUUUCAAAUAAAAUUGCAAACUAUCAA
Messenger RNA from Mobula hypostoma (lesser devil ray), 9011 nucleotides. RefSeq names its product Rho GTPase activating protein 1 (gene arhgap1). Bases 331 to 1656 code for a protein of 441 amino acids. The record is from RefSeq and is a predicted model, not a curated record. The transcript has 13 exons. Gene Ontology annotation, cellular component: cytoplasm. Gene Ontology annotation, molecular function: GTPase activator activity. NCBI's taxonomy places the organism in Eukaryota, Metazoa, Chordata, Chondrichthyes, Myliobatiformes, Myliobatidae. Gene Ontology annotation, biological process: small GTPase-mediated signal transduction; negative regulation of endocytic recycling.